Molecule: messenger RNA, 787 nt
Organism: Arachis duranensis
Lineage: Eukaryota; Viridiplantae; Streptophyta; Magnoliopsida; Fabales; Fabaceae
Product: sm-like protein LSM8
Exons: 6
Coding region: 330-626 (98 amino acids)
Biological process (GO): mRNA splicing, via spliceosome
Cellular component (GO): U4/U6 x U5 tri-snRNP complex; U6 snRNP; precatalytic spliceosome
Molecular function (GO): RNA binding
Source: RefSeq, a predicted model, not a curated record
AGAAUAACUAAAAUGCCCUUGGUAUGCAAUCCAAAGUUUGUUACCGGCCUUAAUUGUCCCCAAACCCAACCUAGUAAACCCUAAACCCUAAAUCCUCAACCUCCAUUCUCCCUUCGCUUCCUUCUGUCUCUCUGAUCCCGCGCCAUCGCGUUUCUGUGUUCACAGCUUCAGUCUCUUUCCUUCCUCCCGUCGUCGACACCCGUCGCGCGGUCUUGUCCGUUGCUUCGGCUGCGUCGUUCUUCCGUCGUUUCCCCAGUUCGGUAGGUCAUAUGAUCCCUUGCUCUGGUGUGACAAUAAGUGUGACUACAAAUUAAACAAGUUCUUGCAAGAUGUCAGAUGGGCCUGGACUUGAGUCUCUUGUUGAUCAAACAAUUUCAGUCAUCACAAAUGACGGGCGGAAUAUAGUGGGAAUCCUGAAGGGUUUUGACCAGGCUACAAACAUUAUUCUGGAUGAGUCUCACGAACGAGUUUAUUCUACCAAGGAAGGUGUCCAGCAACUUGUUCUAGGCUUGUACAUCAUUAGGGGUGACAACAUAAGCGUUGUUGGUGAACUAGAUGAAGAUUUGGAUUCAAACCUGGACUUGAAAAACCUUAGAGCACAUCCCUUAAAGCCUGUUAUUCACUGAAGUGAAGUUGAAUGCCAUUGGUUGUGACUUGCUUGGUAUGAGGGCUUCAAAGAAUUUGUAUGAAUGAAUAUAUUGUUUACAACAUAAUGUCUAUCCAAAGAAUUUAAAUCUCUUGUAUCUUGAUGUUCAGAACACAAAUAUGAGCUUCUUUUUUAUUUUUA